CUUAGACUAUGGGCACUUUCAUGUCCUUUGAUCAUAUUUUAUAAAAAACAUUACAUUUUGAAAAAUUUACACUUUCAUAGCUAACUUUACAAUGUAAGUACUUUAGGAACUUUUUACCAGUAGUCUAUGAUGAUUUUUUCACCUUUUUAAACAUCAUUAUAGAUGCAAAUAUUGCUGUUUUGUGCUUGUCCCACACCCAGACUUCUGAUCUUCAAUAAUGAAAAAUAAGUGUAAAAAAAUUAUUUAUCUAUUUUUUUUUAAUAUGACUGAAUAAAGUAUCAGUAAAAUAAUCAAAACAUAAUUGGGGUAUUUAAGGUCAGACAACUAUUAAUGUGGUUUUAUAUUCAAAAUAUAGUUGUCCCACAGUAUUGCCGUCAUUUCCACCACAACGCUGUAAUGUCUCUUUAAAACAGUUUUUUUGAAAGAUUGUUUGGGUUGUUUCUAUGGAGAUGAACUAUGACAUCACAGCACAUGUCUGAAAUGGAGGAGAUUUUGAAUUUCUUCACCAACUUGAAGAAGAAAAUUCAAGGUAAAUAUUGCUUGAAAUAAAAAUAUUUUUAUUGUAUGUCAUUUCCAAACAUGGCGUAACAUCAAUUGAGUUUGUAAAUUAAUAGAUUUUUUAACAUAAAUAGAUGUAUUUUGCAUGCAUGCAAUGCUAGCUUCCAAUUCAUAGCUAAUCUGUAAUACUAGCUUGGAUUUUUUUACAAAAUACUGCAGGAUUGUCAUUUCCACCACCGUCAUUUCCAACACAUUACCUUCUUGGGUGGAAAUGACAAAGGUGAGGUGGAAAUUACAUUUAAGCUUACAAGGUGCAAUUCAUGGAUUGUGUGUCUACAUAUUAUUUAUAUUAUUAUUUAUUAAAAUGUACAAAGCUAAUGUAUUUAUUCAAAUAUACAUUUUUUGAAAUGCCUUUUCAUCAAUUUUUUAGAUGCCGCGGAUGUCAACUAAAGAAAGGUCUCAGUCCUAUAGGGACAGACUAAAAGAGGACCCUGUCAAAUAUGAAGAGCGACUGAAGAGAGACAGGGAGAGAUACAUUAGGAAAAAAGAAAGAGGGGUUGUAAAGCCAAUUGCAGAGUUGUCAAACCGAGAACAACGCAAAAGAAGGAGACAAUGGAGAACUAAUCAAAAGAAUUAUCGGGAGAGGAUGAACAAAGCUCUUAAGGUACAGGCCUACCUUUCUACCACUACACCACCAAACUCUCCAAAUUCUGUGCAACCAGAACAUGAUGUUAAUCCACCUUCCACACCACCCUCACCAUCACCCUCUGCCCAACGUUUAAGUCAAAAACAAAGGGGAAGGAAAAAGGUUCUAAGAAACCGUUCCAAAGUUCGUGCAGCAUUGUAUAAAAGCAAUGUUAAACUUGGUAAGGCUCUGCAGAAGGUCGAGAGGUAUCGCAAACGGUAUGCCCGAUUAAUGAAGAAAGUGAAGCAGGCUGACUCCCCAAAUACCAAGUCAAAAAAGCAGAUGGCAUCACCACCACACACUCUAAGAAGAACUUUGGUUUUCCAUAAUGCUCUUCUUGCUGAGCUGAGAGACAGAUAUAAAAAUCUGUCCUCUGAGAGAGAAAAACAACUUAUUUCGAAGAUAAUGGCAGGAAAGAUCCUCAAGAAGUAUCGCCUGCUGAAAAUGGCUAAAACAGAAUUUGGCUUUUCAGCCAAGAGAAUGAGAAAUAAUGAAAAGAGGUCACCAGCACUUAAAUACACAAGGAAGAAGCAAAGAAACAGCAUCAGCACAGACACAGAAGAGAAAAUCAAGCAAUUCUUGGAAAGGGAUGAGAACAGCAGAGCAACAACAGGUAAAAAGGAGACUGUGACACAGAAAAAAAUGAAAAAACAGAAGAGAUUCCUUAAUGAACCUAUGGAAAUCCUUCAUGAGAAAUUUAAGAAGGAGUAUCCUGACAUACAGAUUUCUUACAGUGAGUUCUGCAAGAAACGUCCUUUUUGGAUUAUAAAGCCCACAAUUAAGGACAGAGACACAUGCAUAUGCAAGACGCAUGCCAAUUUGCAGUUAAUGGCAGACAAACUGCUGCAGCAUAAAGUGAUCAACAGCAGGAAAAUUGAAGAUUUGGUUGUCUCUCUGUGCUGUUCACCAUACACCAAGGAGUGUAUGUACAGAGAAUGUCCCAACUGUGUGGACAAAGAAUUGCAGAUCUCAGCAUUUGACCCUGGGGCACAGACAUUUUGGCACACAUGGAAGGCAAAAGCUGAGGAGAGAGAGAAGAAAAAGAAAGAUGGAACUAAAGAGAAAAUCACAGUUCAUCUCACUGUUAAGGAGAAAAUAGAGGGCACACUGCAUACUUUACAAGAAGACUUUUUAACAGGUCUAAAACAAAAACUUGGAAAGCAUGUGUAUAACAUCAGGCAUCAGUAUGCAGCUCUCCGUGGUCUAAAGGAAAACUUGAGAGAGGACGAGGUGAUUCUGCAUAUAGAUUUUGCAGAGAACUUCCAGUGCAAGUACAACAGUGAAGUCCAGGCGGUACAUUUUGGAGAUUCGCAUCACCAGGUCUCACUCCAUACUGGUGUGGCCUACACCUGGAAGGAUGUAAAGUCAUUAUGCUCAAUCAGCUCUUCUUUUCGCCACGAUCCCUCAGCAAUAUGGGCACAUCUAACCCAAGUGCUAACUUACUUGAGAGAACAACAUCCCACUGCCACCACACUUCAUGUGGUCAGUGACGGACCAACGACGCAAUACCGCUCAAAAAAAAACUUCUUCCUCCUCACCAAUGUUCCUUACCAAAUGGGUUGGAAAAAGGUGACCUGGAAUUUCUUAGAGGCUGGCCACGGCAAAGGCCCAGCUGAUGGGAUUGGAGCGGCGGUGAAGAGAAGAGCGGAUGAUCUUAUUGCAAGAGGGAAGGACAUUCCAGAUGCAAAAGUACUGUUUGAGGAGCUUAAGCAGCAAAAGUCUGCCACAGAGCUGUUCUAUAUUGAGCCAGAUGCCGUUGAGGCAAUGGAUGUUCACGUUCCAUCUGAAUUACAGACAAUUCGUGGCACGAUGCAAAUUCAUCAGAUCACCUCUCAUUCUCCAAGCCAGAUGUCAUGGAGGAUUCUUAGUUGUUAUUGCUCUGCACCCAACGAUUGCAACUGUUUUACACCAGAAACUGUCAGGUUUCAGCCAUGGGAUGAAGCUACCCCCACAACCAGUACACUUCCUGUCACAUCCCAAGAUAGAGGUCUGCAACCAAUUUUGGACUUGCAUGAGGGUCUUAUUGGUCAGUGGUGUGCAGUGGUGUAUGACGGAGAUGUGUACCCAGGUAUUAUUCAGGAUGUUGAAUUAUACAGUGGUGCUGAAGUGAAAACAAUGACCAGUAUUGGGAUCAAUCGCUUUUAUUGGCCACUGAGAGAUGAUGUCAUCUGGUACCAACCCAUGAAUAUAAUAGGCCUCAUCCCUGAGCCCGUACCAGUGACAAAACGGCACAAGGAGAUUAAGACGGAAGUUUGGAAAGAAAUCUGCAAGAUUUGGCCUUGAAUCACAUUGCCACCCUUUCUUUCUUCCCCCCCCUCUCUCUCUCAUGAAUGCACAGCCCUCGUGAUUAAGAUGCUUUAUAGUUCAUGUUACAAUGCAUUAAGAUUACUAAAGUUUAGGUGUUUUUUAAGUAAUCCAAAAUUCAAAACACUGUUCAUCUAACCAAUUAAUGUGUUACAAUUUUACAAUCACAAUUUAUGCAUAACUUGCAUUUUUCAUGUUACUAUUUGUGGUUAAAGUUGUUUACAGUAAGACUGUAACUGUUCAUCUGGUUAUGGAACCAAACAGACUAAUGACUAAUGAUACUUGUUAAAUGGAAUUGUCUGCUUCAGAAGGUUUCAAAUAAAUGUAUUCUGUUUUUCUA
Misgurnus anguillicaudatus (oriental weatherfish) is the source of this 3827-nucleotide messenger RNA. NCBI's taxonomy places the organism in Eukaryota, Metazoa, Chordata, Actinopteri, Cypriniformes, Cobitidae. The record is from RefSeq and is a predicted model, not a curated record.